Molecule: messenger RNA, 949 nt
Organism: Leptinotarsa decemlineata (Colorado potato beetle)
Lineage: Eukaryota; Metazoa; Arthropoda; Insecta; Coleoptera; Chrysomelidae
Gene: SP555
Product: SPRY domain-containing SOCS box protein SP555
Biological process (GO): proteasome-mediated ubiquitin-dependent protein catabolic process
Cellular component (GO): SCF ubiquitin ligase complex
Molecular function (GO): protein binding
Source: RefSeq, a predicted model, not a curated record
CCUCGACGCUAUAUGCGCGUCGCAUGUUGUUAUCGUACGAAAACGAAGCUCAAACCUAAUAGUUUACUCUAAAAUUGUGUACAAUUUUGAAAGAGAAUUUUAUGAAAUAUGUCGAACGUAGAAUCUGCAAAGAACGUCGAUGAAGAAUUUGGCCUUCCCAGUACUCGCGGCUUCUCUGAGGCAUGGCAUCCUAAUUCAGCAUAGCAUACGUUUGAUUUGUCUGAUAAAAGAAUCAAGAUGACGAGUUCGGCCCCAAAUCCGCUCCGAAAUGGCUGUGAUGAUCUCUGGACGUGGGACAGAAAAGGCAAGAGUCCUGAAGUGAGACUGUAUGGACCGAGUUACUGCAUAGCUCACUUUCANAACGUAAUUUUUUUAGGAACCAAAAAAGCUCGUCUUCACGCCGACUGCUUCACAAAUCUCUUAGGUAAAGAUAACGAAGGUUGGGGACUCUCUCAUAAAGGACUUUUAUGGCACGGCGGAAGAUGGACACAUUAUACGAAACCAUUCAGAGAAAAUGUACCAACGAAAAUUGGGAUACUUUUUGAUGGUAUAUCAGGCACGCUCACAUUCUAUAAGGACGAAAAAUGUCUUGGAAUUGCAUUUCGUGGACUCAACGAAAUCAAAGAGCCACUUCAUCCAAUCAUAUGUUCCACAGCAGCAAAGACUGAGAUGCUUCUAGAUUCCAUGAAACGUGAUUUUGUAAAUCUUCAAGAUAGAUGCAGGGCCGUAAUAGUUAAGAGAAUGAAAAGAAAAGAAGACUUGGAAAAAUUAUUUUUGCCAGCAAAGAUCAAACAAUUUCUUGAAGAAGCAAUUUUGGAUACUGUUCAACCUUUCAGACCAGUGAACCAAAAUGCAAUCAAUUUUGUUGAAGUAAUUUAAUAUUCAUUUUAGAACAACUGGUCUGAAUUUUAGAUGAAUUUAUAAAAAAAGGAUUAAUUAAAAAUCCACU